This is a messenger RNA of Racocetra persica, 124 nucleotides long. Lineage: Eukaryota; Fungi; Glomeromycota; Glomeromycetes; Diversisporales; Gigasporaceae. The record is from the annotation of a GenBank genome assembly.
AUGAACGAAUAUGAUUCAAGUACUAGUGAUGUUGAAGUUACAACUGAUAAAGCUAUUGAAUUAAAAGAAAUAUUAGUGAUAAAGUUUAUUGAGAAGUCAGAAACUUUCCUUAACAAAGAAAAUG